This is a messenger RNA of Anisakis simplex (herring worm), 699 nucleotides long. Lineage: Eukaryota; Metazoa; Nematoda; Chromadorea; Rhabditida; Anisakidae. The record is from the annotation of a GenBank genome assembly.
AUGACCGCCAGUCAUUUGGAGCUGCUUCGAGAGGAACACCUACAGUUGCAGUUGAAAUUCCAAGAACUGCAGAAGCGAUACGAUAUUCUGGAAGCGUCGUGCACCAAAGAUUCCGAUUCCAAUAACACCAAAAAUGAUAAACUAUCUUUUGUCAACAAAUUGGUUUCGAGUGUCGCCAAAUUGUAUGAAAAAGACUUGUACAGUGAUAUAACAAUACAUUGUGAUGGUCAUCAGUUGAGAGGGCAUCGAUUUGUGAUAGCGGCCCGGACUGAUUAUUGGAACGAUCUGUCGAUGACUGAUCGAAUUGAACUCAAAGCAGAUAUCUCGUAUAGUGUUGGAUGUACGUUACUUAAAUGGAUAUACACGGAUCGUUUGGAUACGACACUCGGCGAUCAAAUCAUAAUGGAUAUUUUAUCAGCUGCUAUCGAAUAUCGUUUUUAUGAUCUUAAAGAAAGAUGUGUAAGAUUACUGACUGGUCGGUUGGAUGUGGGCAAUUGUGUUCGGAUUUACCAGUUUUGUGAGGAGAACGGCCUUGAGGAGUUGAGAGACAAAUGCGCGCAGUUGAUAUCGAUACGAUGGAGUGAGUUCGGUGCCGAGCACUUCACUAACUUGUCCGCACCACUUCUCUACAGGAUUCUCAGAAGUCGACGUUUGGGUCGUCGUCUUAAAAAUCAGAUGACAAUUAUGGAUGACAUUUGA